AGGUUCCUCACAGCACCAGGUGAGGAGCAUUAAACACUAAUUCUGUCCCCUCCAACCCGCAGCCUCCGCUCUUCCCAGGAGACCCAAAUUCCUCAGCGGCACAGUCGGAGGCUCCCUGUCCUUCCAGUGCCACUAUGACCCCAAGGGGAGCUACAAGAAGAAGUAUUUGUGCAGGUGGGAGGAAGGGAGCUGCUCUCUGCUCCUGGACACCGACGGGUUUGUGCACGAGUCCUACAAAGGGAGAGCACAAACAACCAGCAGCGACCCCGAGCACGGGACAUUCACGGUGGUGAUGAGCCAGCUGAGAGAGGAGGACUCAGGAUGGUACUGGUGCAGGGCUGCCAGUGGGCACACAGAGCACACGUCCUCUGUGAAGCUGCACAUCCACAAGGAACUCUGCUCUUCACAAGACCCAGAAACAACCACUCCUGUCAAGUCCACUUCAUCAAGUCUGGCUGCCUCCAGCACACCCACACAGAGGGGCAUCAAGGGCCGGGUGUACACAGGGGGCACUGUCACCAAGAGCACCACGGUGGGCACUGUCACCAAGAGCACCAUGAUGGGCACUGUCACCAAGAGCACCACAGGGGGCACUGUCACCAAGAGCACCAUGAUGGGCACUGUCACCAAGAGCACCACAGUGGGCACUGUCACCAAGAGCACCACGAUGGGCACUGGCACCAAGAGCACCACAGCGGGCACUGACACCAAGAGCACCACGGUGGGCACUGUCACCAAGAGCACCACAGUGGGCACUGUCACCAGGACAACCAGGACCCUGCUGCCCACUGCCACCCCUGGCACCUCUGGAACCUCCCCAGGUGAAAGCUAUCACGAGAGCUCAUCAGGUGAAUCCCAUCUGCUCCCAGCUGUGCUCCCAGCUCUUGCUUUGCUCAUUUGCAUCACUGUCACUGUUCUCGCCCUGGUCAAAAUAAAACUUCAAAAGAAGACAGGAGGAGGAAGAAGCACCACUGGAAGCCUGGAGGCAGCGACAGCUCAGGCUGGUCCGAGUCCUGCAAAAGAGCAAACAGUGGAGGAAACCUCAAGUCCAGGAAAAGUGCAGGAGUGCAAGAUGGACUCUGGCAAAUGUAGGAAAAUCUAUGCUAUCCUUGGAAGAUUCAGGAUCACCAACUUAUAUCUACCUUACGGGGGGAAAAUGCUUUUCAAGGUGACUGAUGAAGAAUUGAGCCAGAACCUUCUGUGAAAGCCCCCGUGCACACGAGCUGGGAAUUUUCCCUAUGGAAAACCAAGGCUCUGAACUGCCAGGCACCCAGAACCCCUCUUUGCUCCCUGCCCUGCUCAGAACCCAAAUGCCCUGAAUCCCAAAUGGCACUUUUGCUACGUGUCUUGCAGAACAGAGAAUAAAAGAAAGCACCUCUA
Molecule: messenger RNA, 1380 nt
Organism: Pseudopipra pipra
Lineage: Eukaryota; Metazoa; Chordata; Aves; Passeriformes; Pipridae
Product: mucin-5AC-like
Exons: 6
Coding region: 293-1204 (303 amino acids)
Source: RefSeq, a predicted model, not a curated record